AUGGAAGGAGGAACAGAUGAAUUUAUCUAUGAUGAAGAGGUUUUAAAUUAUUAUGAUAAAAUCGGCUCUUCUAUGCUUAGAGCAAUGAAGAUUAAGCCUACUAAAGGUUUAGUCAAAGAUCAAAUAUUCGAACUAGAUUUGAAUAAAGGCAGACCUUAUUUCGCUAUUGAAGAAAACGAAAAAUAUUUACUAGUCCUUACUUUAACUACAAAUGAUGAGGAAAAACCAAAAAAGAAUAAAAAAGACAGAGAAGGUAAACCAUCAUUUAGUAGGUUUGGACCUAUAAAAUGCGAUUGUCUAUCCGAAGAAACUUACAUAAGGUUAGAAACUAAAAUUUUUAUAACUCGAGAGUUUAUUAAGGACUCUAAACUCGAGUUGUUUGCUAGGAAUAACAAAAUAAACCAUCAAUGUUUAUCCGAACCACAGUACUUGGAGUUAAGAGAAACAUUGGAUGCUUAUUGA
Molecule: messenger RNA, 462 nt
Organism: Funneliformis geosporum
Lineage: Eukaryota; Fungi; Glomeromycota; Glomeromycetes; Glomerales; Glomeraceae
Source: the annotation of a GenBank genome assembly